GGAAGCCGUAUGUCCGCGGCUCAGUGGACAAUAUGUCGCUCGCUUCUGUCGACCUCCAGCGGCGAUCUAACGUCACUGUCGCUAAUGGUUAGUCGCGGUUCGGGAAGUUGGAGACGGACAUCCAGAGAGAAAGCUCACUCUCAGCAGCCAUAACAACCGGGCGGUGUGUGUGAAAGGUCCGAGUCGUAGGCGCUAACGGCCGGGAGCUAACACCACUUCUUUCACCCGACAGUCAGAUGGCCGUGCUGCUCUCUGAGCGUUAGCUGUCAGAAUGGAGGUCGAUAGCGGACUCGACGGGGACCUGAACGCCAAUGUCAGGUGCCAGAGCACCGGCGACCCGAAGCUUGACAAGGCGGUGCAGCAGUGGUUAGCCUGGGACAGGAACCAGCGGACCCGGGCUCAGGUGGACUCUCUGGUGGCGGGGGGUUGUCUCGAUGAUCUGAGGUCAAGACUGUGCAGCAGGAUGAGCUUCGGUACGGCCGGACUCAGAGCGCCAAUGGGAGCGGGAUUCAACCGGAUCAACGAUCUCACCGUCAUCCAGUCCACACAGGGGUUAUGCUCGUACCUGUGCAGGUAUUUUGCAGACUUCAGCAGCAGAGGAGUGGUGGUUGGCUUUGACACCAGAGGACAGGAAGAGAGCGGCUGCAGCAGUGAGAGGCUGGCGAAGCUGACAGCUGCUGUGAUGCUCAGCAGAGACGUCCCCGUGCAUCUUUUCUCCACAUUCGUCCCCACACCGUAUGUGCCUUACGCUGUGAAGAAGCUGGGAGCUGCAGCUGGAGUGAUGAUCACAGCGUCACAUAAUCCUAAAGAAGACAACGGAUACAAGGUGUACUGGUGUAACGGCGCCCAGAUUGCCUCACCUCACGACAAAGAGAUCCUGCGAUGUAUAGAGGAGGAGCUGGAGCCCUGGAGCGCCUCAUGCUGGGAUGUAAAGCUGGUGGAUCGCAGCUGCCUGAGGACUGACCCCCUGACCCAGAUCAACAGCUGCUACAUGGAUGAACUCGCCUCCCUCUGCUGCCACAGGGAUCUGAACAGCAGGUGCCCGCUGAAGUUCGUCCACUCGUCCUUCCACGGCGUUGGUCACGUCUUCGUCCAGCAGGCCUUCCGGGUGUUCGGCUUCUCUCCGCCUAUCCCCGUCCCAGAGCAGAAAGACCCCGACCCCAACUUCUCCUCCGUCCGCUGCCCCAACCCUGAGGAGGGGGAGUCUGUCCUGGAACUUUCUCUUCUGCUGGCAGAGCGGGAAAAUGCUCGCGUCGUCCUGGCGACGGAUCCUGAUGCUGACCGACUGGCUGUAGCAGAGAAGUCUGACGAGUGUGGCUGGAAGGUGUUCACAGGUAACGAGCUGGCGGCCCUGCUGGGUUGGUGGAUGUUCUUUAUGUGGAAGGAGAACCAUCCCGAUCCAGCAGAAACUCAGAAUGUUUACAUGUUGGCGACCACAGUAUCCUCAAAGAUCCUGCAGGCAUUCGCUCGCAUCGAAGGGUUCCACUUCGAGGAAACUCUACCGGGCUUUAAAUGGAUCGGGAACAGAAUCCACGAGCUCUCCAAAACAGGAAACAGAGUCAUCUUUUCCUUCGAGGAGUCGAUCGGUUUCCUCUGCGGGGACGUGGUCCUGGAUAAGGACGGCGUGAGCUCAGCGGUGGUCAUGGCUGAAAUGGCUGCUUACCUCCACAACAAGAACCUGAGUCUGAACCAACAGCUGCACAACAUCUACCAAACGUACGGUCAUCACGUGUCGAAAACCUCCUACGUCAUCUGUAAUGACCCUCCCACCAUCCAGAGGAUCUUUGGUCGCAUCAGAAACUUUGACGGUAGCGGUUCGUACCCGAAGACGUGCGGCGGCGUCCAGAUCGUUCACGUCAGAGAUGUUACCACAGGAUACGACAGCAGCCAGCCGGACCUCAGAUCCGUUCUUCCCGUGUCGAGGAGCAGUCACAUGAUCACCUUCACGCUGCAGAACGGCGUCGUGGCCACGCUGAGGACGAGCGGCACUGAACCGAAAAUCAAGUACUACACCGAGUUCUGUGCCACACCGGGGCAAAGCGAGGUGUCCACCCUGGAGGAGGAGCUCAGGAAGGUCACAGAUGCCCUGGUGGAUGAGUUCCUGGAACCUGAGAAGAACAACCUGAUUCGCCGCCUGGUCUAGCCCCGCCCACUCAUACCCUCUUCCUGUUGAUGACAUCACAUCCUGUCAUGGGAAUCAGAGCAGCAGCUGCCUCACUCUGUGGUGUCCGUGAACUUUAGAUGGUCAACAGAAGUGCUGUUAGUUCCAGUCAGCAGAGAGCAUGAUGGGUAAAUUGACCAAAGAGCGAGUAUUCAGAUUCUUUCGUGUGAUUGGCUGUCGGGACUGCGGCUGCAGUAACAGGUGACUGUAAAAUCUCAUUGCAGUCUGACCUUAUAUGGAAGCUCGUUAAUGACAAAUCUGAACAGUGUUUAUGUACGAAAAACAUUUCAUCUUAAAUUUUAUUUUCAGGAAAUUAAUUUCAUGUUCUGAUUAUUAAUAAAUAAUAAUAAUAAUAAUAAUCUGACCAAAAAACUAAAUGAAACGGGCCAAAAAAGCAAACCUCUGAGUUCAGGAGCAGUGCAGUCUGGGAGUUGAAGUUGGCACUGAAUAGUCUGGUUGUCCUUUCAGAGUUGCCUUCAGCCCACCAUACUUUCUGAUGCACAAAACAUUUCAAUCAAAUGAAAAUGCAUAAAAAAAAACAGCUGUUAGGACAAUCAAAUUAUUUAAUUUAUUUUUAUGUAAAAAUGCCAAAUAUUUUUUGUAGCCUUUUAAAUGUAUUUUUUCCUCUGUGACUGUAAAAUGUAUCUGCAGGCUGAACAUUUUCUGGUUAUUUUUAUCCAGCUUCUGAGUUUUUAUGUUUAAAAAUAGAUUAAUAGACUAUAAAUCAGUUGUUGCUGAUAUUUAUUUUUAAUGAUCACGAGCGUUUGGUGUGAAACCGAACAGACCGAGCAUGUUUUCUUUCUCUUUUGUUGUGUUGUGGUAUUCGGCUGAAUGUUGGCUGGAGGUAAUUUAUUUUUUUACUCGAGGAGAUUAAAGAUGUUUAUGUGAGCGGAGGAGGAGGAGCUGCUGUUUAUGCUCCACGCAGAAGCUCUUAUUUUGUUAAACUGUUGACGCCAGCGUGACGCCUCAUUUCUGUUUCCACUGUCACAGCUUCAGUCAUGCUGAAAAUGAAAUAAAAUAAUGCUCCUAA
Messenger RNA from Archocentrus centrarchus (flier cichlid), 3191 nucleotides. It is a transcript of the gene pgm2l1, whose product is annotated as phosphoglucomutase 2-like 1. The record is from RefSeq and is a predicted model, not a curated record. Bases 272 to 2143 code for a protein of 623 amino acids. NCBI's taxonomy places the organism in Eukaryota, Metazoa, Chordata, Actinopteri, Cichliformes, Cichlidae. Gene Ontology annotation, molecular function: magnesium ion binding; intramolecular phosphotransferase activity; glucose-1,6-bisphosphate synthase activity. The transcript is spliced from 14 exons. Gene Ontology annotation, cellular component: nucleus. Gene Ontology annotation, biological process: carbohydrate metabolic process.